Messenger RNA from Hemibagrus wyckioides, 2660 nucleotides. RefSeq names its product doublesex and mab-3 related transcription factor 1 (gene dmrt1). Gene Ontology annotation, molecular function: RNA polymerase II cis-regulatory region sequence-specific DNA binding; DNA-binding transcription factor activity, RNA polymerase II-specific. Bases 79 to 960 code for a protein of 293 amino acids. Gene Ontology annotation, biological process: sex differentiation; regulation of transcription by RNA polymerase II. Gene Ontology annotation, cellular component: nucleus. Lineage: Eukaryota; Metazoa; Chordata; Actinopteri; Siluriformes; Bagridae. The transcript is spliced from 5 exons. The record is from RefSeq and is a predicted model, not a curated record.
ACGGGGUGGCACAGCACGCGCACAAACCCGGAGCAGCAGCAGCAGCAGCAGCAGCACGAGGCUUCUGCCUGUUAAGAGAUGAGCGACGACGAGCAAAGCAAACAGCCGUUUCUGGACGGCUCCACACCAAUCCCCUUGGCUUUGGGGGGCAAAAAACAGCCUCGCAUGCCGAAAUGCUCCCGUUGCAGGAACCACGGCUUCGUCUCGCCUCUGAAGGGCCACAAGCGCUUCUGUAACUGGAGGGACUGUCAGUGCCAGAAAUGCAAACUGAUAGCGGAGCGCCAGCGCGUCAUGGCGGCUCAGGUGGCUCUCCGGCGUCAGCAGGCUCAGGAGGAGGAGAUGGGCAUCUGCACCCCAGUGAACCUCUCAGGUCCAGACGUGGUGGUGAAGAAUGAGCUGGGAAGUGAUUAUGGCUUUGCAGUGGGAGCGAGAUCACCUUCUUCCCCCAGUACUGGAUCCGCAUCUUCUCCUGCUGCAUCUGGGAGCCGCUCUUCGUUGUCACAGAGCCCCACGGCAGCCAGCAGGGGACACUCUGAGGGCUCUGCUGACCUGGUGGUGGAUGGCUCCUACUACAACUUUUAUCAGCCUACCCGCUACCCAGCGUACUACAGCAAUCUCUACAAUUAUCAACAGUACCAGAUGCCCAGUGGAGAUAGCCGUCUGUCCAGCCACAACAUGCCCCAGCAAUACCGUAUGCACUCCUACUACUCUGCAGCUUCCUACCUUAGUCAGGGCCUGGGCACGGCUGCCUGCAUGCCCCCCAUUUUCACCCUGGAGGACAAUAACGUCUGCCCUGAGGCCAAAACUGCAGCUUUCUCUGCUGAUGGAGUUCCCGACACCAGCUUGGCCUGCAUGCCCAUCAACCCUAUGGUGAGUGCUGAGAACAAGGCAGAAUGUGAGCCCAACUCCGACUCUGGAGCAUUUACUGUGGACUCCAUCAUAGAGGGAACUGCCAAGUAAAAGUCUCAGAGAAUAUACCAGCUGCACUUGACUUAUCUCAUGGCACUAUGGUACUAAGACCUUGUUUUUUUUCCUCAAGAGAUCAGCAUUAUAUGCUAAAAUUGUUGUGACCAUCAAGUUCAGAUUUCUAUUAUAGUUUGAUUUCUCCCAAUAGCUGCAUUUUUUAGUGACUGAAUUUUGUGAAGUUUGCUGAAAUAUUUAAAAAUUUUGUUUUAGCCCAAAUUACUUAAGGACCUUUAUAUGCCUUCAUAAUCAUUUAGAUGCCUUCAAUAAUCACCAGAGAGUUAAAGAGUUUGCGUAAACAGGAGACUUUUAAAAAUAUAGAUGUAUGUCUAACCAGACCUGUUUAGAUCAUUAUACAAUUAAAAAGAUUGUUUUUUCCCCUAAGAGUUCAUUCACAUGCGAAACUGCAAUCUGUGGUACAUGUCAGCUUUAUAACUUUUAUUAUUGCUUUAAUAACUACAGAUGUUUCAACCAGAUUUUUUAGCAUUAAUGUACAGCAAAUGGAUCCUUACCCAUACUAUGAUAUUCAGUCUCAGAUCAUUUUUAGCACCUUUCGUCCAGACAACAGGGGAUGCAGUUAUGGGUUAGUAUGCAGGAAGGAAUACUAAUGAAUUAUGCUUCAAUCUCACUACAAACAGUGCGUUGUUUAUUUAUAGCCACCAGCAAAAGGGCAUCAUUUAACUUUGGAUGAUUUGCAUCACUAUCUACCUCCUUGAAUUGUGAGAGGUGCUUUACCACACUUUAGUUUAUAAGCCGAGUGCUUCUGCCCUUUCUUUGCAUACCACAGAGUUGUCGCUGUUUGCCCUUGAAAAUAAUACCCCCUGAAAAAUGUUUGAUAACUUGCCUUCGUUAACAAAUACACUCUACGAUUCGGGCAAUUUUUUAUACAUUUUUAAAAAAAAUUUGGACACAUAUCCAUUGCAAAUUGGUCUCUACAAUUAAUCUUAGACACAGUCUAAAGAAAAUAUAUUAUCCAGCAACAUAUUUUGUACUUUAUCGUUUUUAUACCCCAGAAAAUGAAAUAUCUUCCAGUUAAAUAAGGCAAGCUGAAUUACACAUGCAAGCCAUUAUUUGUAUUUUAUUUUCUUAAUAAAAAAGCAAGAAGACUGAACAUCCCUCAUUUCUUUCUCCGAUUAUGAACAGUGAAGGUGUUACCAUUUAUACAGUUUGUUCAUGUUAAAAUUUACGUUCUUAAUUAUUGCAACACUGAGUUGUGAGCUGUACCACAAAAUGGUUCUAUUGCUGUAGUCUGUGCACUGUGUUACUGUGACUGACUGUUAUGGAGAUUAAUUUCAAAUGCCAUGUUGCAAAAGCUGCAGUUAUUGUUAUGUCUUAAUAAAACACCAAGAAAGCUCAUUUAAAGUGCUCUGUUGUUUAUGCAGCUGUGUGCCCUGGGAAAAUAGAAACUGUUAUUGAUGACUGAUUUUCACUCCGCUUGUGAAUACAGUGCACCACAUAAAGCCAAAAAUGAAAAUUACUUGUAUUUUCUUUGCCCAAGACGCUGAAAACAUUUAUUCGAUUUUGCCCCAUCUGCUAUAAUCAAUAACCUGACCAGCUUGGUUUUUUUUAUCCUUUUUUUAUUAAACACACUUAACUCUUAAUUUCAUCCCCCAGUGGUUUUAGUGAGAAGAAUGUGUAGUUACCUAUAUGGCUCUGACAUUAUAAAUCACUGCCGCAGAGCGGAUUGGGCAGCAGUA